Messenger RNA from Neltuma alba, 1391 nucleotides. Its product is annotated as UBP1-associated proteins 1C-like. Bases 378 to 1133 code for a protein of 251 amino acids. The record is from RefSeq and is a predicted model, not a curated record. The transcript has 2 exons. Gene Ontology annotation, molecular function: nucleic acid binding; zinc ion binding. Lineage: Eukaryota; Viridiplantae; Streptophyta; Magnoliopsida; Fabales; Fabaceae.
CCGAUUUUGAUUCGGUACUCGUAAGUCAUAACAGAUUUUCCUGUGAUAUUCCUCCAAAAUCCUCAUAGACACUUGUUAUACUGUCAAGGAACCUUUCUCUCAACACUCAAACAUGUUCUUCAACCAGUUUUGCUUCAGGCAAGACAUUGCUAAAUGACAUCGUUGGGGCUCUGUUUGAUUUUUUCUUCAUAUUUGGAAUCAAUUUAUUGGAGGAAGAGAAGAACUAAGGGGUUUCUUCAGAUGCUCAUUGCCUAGUGACUUUCUAUGGGGUCUCUUCCAAUUCUAGCUUGGCUUCCAUUCUCUAAACAGUUCUGUUAAGCAUGUUUAUACCAUAUCAAUGAUAUUUUAAUUGAAGAAGAAGAAUCUCUCGUCGAGAUAUGGGUGGUGGGGAGAAGGAGCAAAGAACAAUACCCUUGGAGAUUGCAAUUCAGAAGGAGCUGAUAUAUCGGAGGAAGGUCACUUCAUCCUCAAUUCAAACUCUCCAGCAAUCGCCAUUAUCAAGCCUUCUAAGUUCAAGUCCAUGCCUUUCAGGUACCAAGCGAAAAGAACUAGUCAAUCCACAUGAUCUGCCACUAGAAUGUCAGAACCCAGAUAAGUUAUACUGCAAAAUCUGCGAAUUGUCAUGCUCAAGUCCCUUCAAUCUAACACAACACUUGAUGGGUCGAAAGCACAAGUCAAAGCUAAAAGAGCAAGAUUCGGAACAUCAUCAGAAGAAAGGAAUGGAGGGGAGAAGGAAUCAAAUGAAAUGGUGUGACCUGUGUAAAGUUCCAUGCAUGACUGAAGACUUGCUCAAUCUGCACUUUAAGGGUAAAAAGCAUAGGGCUGAACUACAGAAGUUUGAAAUGAGCAAGGAAAAAGGUGGAGAGAUCCCUAGUCAGAGAAAAUGGUGUGAGCUAUGCAAAAUAUGGUGCAUUGAUAUGUCUGCUUUCAAGCAGCAUCUUGAAGGCAAAAAGCACCUGUUCCAAAUGCAUAUUAUGGAGAAGAAUAAGGAACGUCCUGAUAUGUUGCGGCCAAAUUCCAUUCGGUCCCACGCUGAUGAGAUGGUGAACGAGGCUAGAAAUAUGGACCAAGCACAAUAUGCUUUGCGGAGGAGUACCAGAGUACGGGAGAAGUCAUUUAAGUCCAGAGAUUAAUGAAUGUAUAGCUAUAUAUGCGUGCGUGGUUUGCUAUACUGAGAUGGGAGUGGAGAAUUUUGACGUCUUCUUGCCUGAAUCAUUUUCUCUCUUUACCCUGAUAUCCUCUCUUUUCUCGUCUGUGCAAUUGUCAUUCACUGUUUACUGUCGUUUAUUGUUGUUUCUAUAUGAUUUAGUUAUGUUCUGUGUCUCUGAUAUGUUGUGGGCUGUACUUGAUGCUCAAGACUUGGCUGUUACUCUGUGAUCAAGGAAAGGGAU